UCGUCGUAAAAGGAUUGUAGCUUCGGCGAUCACCGAAAGGGCGACUCGACACUCGAGACACGGACGAAUCUCUUUUUCUCUCUCUCGCUCUCUCCCCCUCUCUCUCCCUCUCUCUCUCCCCGUUCGACUCGAGAGGAAGUUGUUGUCGGUGGAAGGCGGGGCCCGAAUCGGUCGCGGAACGUCCGAUCUUUGCGUCUGGAUCCUGGACACCAGCGUCUGGACGUCGAUUCGUGGACAGUGUCGUUCAAAGUAGUGUUUCGAGGGGGAGUGAAGUCGAUCCAAGUUGUUUAAUCGCGUUUGGCCGAGUCAGUCCCCGAAGCAGUCAUGCAGAAUUAUGGACACGAGGAUUACGAUUACGGGGCAACGGAGGGUGGGCAACAACAGGAGUCGGGUGAUGGUAGAACGUUACCACAGGUGCCAGGCGUGAGGCCCAUGGUCGACCCCCAUGCCCACGGCGAGGUCGACCCAAGCCUUUAUCCCCAGGCGAAGGAGGCGACGCACAAGAUCCGUGGAAAAAGCGACGUGAUCGAGUACCUGUUCGGCUCCGUGGAUCAAGAACUGCUCACGGUGAAGACGUUCUAUUUCUUCUUCUACUCGGCGUUCGGCUCCCUGUUCCCGCUGAUGGGCGUCUAUUUCAAGCAGAUGGGGAUGAACGCCGGCCAAUGCGGCCUUCUGAUGGGGCUCAGACCCUUCAUCGAAUUCCUCAGCGCGCCUUUCUGGGGCUCGUUGGCUGACAGGUGGCAGAAGGGUAAAUUGAUCUUUCUCGCCUCCCUCUCUUGCUGGAUCAUCUUCACUCUACCCCUAGCCUUCAUGCAACCACCGGCCACUUCGUGCAUGGUUAGAAGGAACAGCACCGACUGGUUGGAAGCGCCGAAUCCGAAAACUAGGAUAGUUAAACGAUCCACCAGCCUCGAAGACUUUUAUCGUCAAAACGACGAGGAAUGUUUAGAAAUAGCGGACAACGUCGUGUUCGAGAGAUUGCGAAAGGACACGAAUCUGGAUCCGUUGACGGCGCUCCGCUCGCAAACGAGGAAGGAGCACGAGAAGGGAAAUUACGACAACAACAGGUUUCGAAGAGAGACGCAACAAGGAUCGACCGAGGACAGCCCUGUGGAGGAUCUAAAGUACAAACAACUGGUGUUCGAGGAGAACGAUCCCGAAGCGAAGACCAUCGACUUCGAAACUUUGCAAAGGAAAAACCGUCCCGCCGACGUGCUCGAGUACAAGCGUUUUCUCAACAAUCAACCUUUGGACGACGGGAAACCGCCGAAGAAAGCGUACACGCAUACCAAAACCAGGGUGAAACCACCCCCCACCAAGGUGAUGGUGAAACGAGACGCGAACAAGGAAACUUGGACGGAGAACGACUCGAGCGUGUUCGAGCCUCGGCAACAGUGGUCCACGAUGAAGAAACUGCGAAAGAUGUCUUUGGACGAGGACGAGGAGGAGGAAAACGAGAAGGAGAACGAGGUGGAACCGCCAUUGGUCAGGACGAAACGAUACGUCAGGAUACCUCACUCUGGCCAGAGCCCUCACACCGUGUCCUACGCAGCGAAUUACAACGAGCAGGAGAACAAGGGUUGGGUGAAACCUCUGUUCAGCUCCAUCGUGUACAGAUUACCGGAUAUCCAAAAAACCUUCUUCCUCCUGUUGUUGCUGGUGAUAGUCGGAGAAUUCUUCUCGGCCCCCGCCAUCACUCUCGCGGACUCCGCUGUGAUCACAUUGCUAGGCGAGGACGCGGAUAGAUACGGUCACCAGCGAAUGUUCGGCAGCUUGGGCUGGGGCCUGGCCAUGUUCUUCGUGGGCAUCGCGUUGGAUCACAGCACCGCCUUCUCCGAGCAUCCUUGCGGCCCAGACGCAAGGGAGAAGAACUACACGAUCUGCUUCGCGAUCUUCAGCGUCCUCAUGGGCGCCGCUCUCAUCACCGCAACCCAGAUCAACUUCAAGUACGACUUCCCCAUAACGGAACCGGAAGUGGAGAAGCCUCCCGCGGAGCCAACGAGGGAGGAACAGCUGCAGAGCCAAUUGUCUCAGCAAUUGAAUCUACCCAGUCUCCAAGACUCGUCGGCAGCGGUGAAUCCAAAGCCGCAACCUCCGGAAGACAAGACGAAAAUGUUCGCCCAAACGAUGCGAGAGAUCCCGGAAUGGGUGACCGUGUUGAAGCAAUUCAAGAAUCUCAAAUGCGCUUCCUUUCUGUUCGUCGCCUGGUUCAUGGGCUUCGGUAUCGGCUUGAUCUUCACCUUCCUCUUCUGGCACCUUCAAGAUUACGGUGGAACACCGACUCUCUUCGGCGUCGCCUCCGUCAUCAACCAUAUUUCCGAGAUAUUCGCCUACUUCUUCAGUUUCAAACUGAUCCGUCAGAUCGGCCACGUGAAGGUAUUGUGCAUGGGGCUGGGGGGGAACGUUCUACGAUUCCUCUACAUAUCCUGGCUCACUAUCCCGUGGUGGGUGUUGCCGUUCGAGUUCAUUCAAGGGAUAACCCACGCGGCGGUCUGGGCAGCGUGUUGCAGCUACAUCUCUCACAACACGCCUCCUCAACUGCGCACGAGCGCGCAAGGUGUUCUUCAAGGGAUCCAUCACGGUCUUGGCAGGGGAUGCGGGGCUGUGAUCGGUGGCAUGUUCGUAGAUGCUUACGGGACAACUGCCACGUUCAGAGCUUACGGCCUCAUUUGCAUCGUGGUCCUCGGCGCGUUCAUCUUCAUCAACUUCUACAGGAAGGACACCGGUUUCGUGUCCGAAUUGCCCCAAACGGAGGAUCCGCACCAGGUAGCGGAGGCCACCCACCUGGCGCCGCACGGCGUACCCAGCAACGCCAUCCCUCGUGCCCUCAGCUCGACCAGAUUACACGAGCUUGCUAAUCAGGAGACCGGGUACGGGGCUACUUAUCAGACCACGGGCGGAAAUCUCGGUGUACCAGGUGCGAAUGGCGGCCCAGUGAACCCGACGAAUCCAUUUCUGAACAGCGGAGGCGCAGGCGAAUAUAAUUACGGUAUGACUGGCAAUGGAGGGGACGAGUAUAUCCGUAGGAGCUUCCAGCUUUACAAUGAGGUGAUCAGAGAAUUGGACCUGUUUAAACCACCGCCGAUAGUGACCCAUCUACACGCUCAACAACCAUGCACCAACCCUUUCCAUCAGGACGACUACGAGUGGUAACAGUCCGGGAUGUUCGAUCCCACUUGAGGUGAUCAGGAUGCUCGUGGAACGUUGGUCGGUAAUCGGCUCGUUCACCGGAGAACCAACGAACGAAGGACCAGCUUCGAAGUGCUAGGCAGAAGAAAUUUUUACGGUCAAGCAGGCUCGAUUAACCUGGAAACCCCUUGGUGCCUCCUUGGAGGAGCGACGAUACCAUUCCUUGCAUUUUAAAUUGGAAACGUUUGCUAACUAACUCAUGGGAUGGAAAUUGCUUUCGACGAAUCAAUCUCGUUAUAUAUAGAGAAGAGAAUAAUAAAGAAUAAAGAAAAUUCGAUCGAUAAGCGAUCGAAGUAGAUAACAUUAAAAAAAAAAUAUAUUGACCGCGAGACUGAUCGAUAGAACGACGAAAAGUGCCUGUUCCCCGAGAUGUUGUUGUUUACGGUUAAAUAUUAUCGAGAGGAUCAUUUCAGAAAUGAUAAUCGCAAAAUAAAAGAUGUCGCCAGAUGCGCUCGUUGGGGGCACCAAAGGGUAAAUUUCGACGAGAUUAACGUCCGCGAAACAGUCCGCGAGACGAAACUCCUUACAUUGCGCAGCGAACGACCGAAACUCUCGAAAAGAAUCUCGAGUAGAAGGAGACGUGCCAUCCAAGGUAUUUCGUUAGGGGCGUGACAACGAUCUAACGCGGCACGUGAGAAAUCGGCGACUUUUCGCACGCGACAUUUUCACAAAUUUUCGGCUACGUGGACGAGAUAAAUUCACGAUGGUCGCGCGCCACGUGCCUGGAUCGUCGGAGAGAGUUUUAAACCACGAUGUACAGACGAUGAUGUUUCGAAGGUUAAUACGUAUCUAUCUCGCGAGAUAUAGCUGACAACGUGUAGUAAGGCACGACACGAUCUGCGGGGUCGCUUCAACGAAAACUCGUUAUCCUUAUGCAAAGAAGACUCGCAUUCCACGGUAUCGUUCGAGCUAUAUUUUCUGAAAACGAGAGAAAUAUUCAGAUCGAUCGAGGAAGGAAGGCUGCCAGUUUCUUAUCGAUGCGCACGAUCUUCUAUUUUCAGCGGGAUAUAGAAUGGAAAGAAAAAUAGUUGAGGCGAGAUAAAAUUCUUGGGGGAAAUGGAGGGUAAAACUCGAAUCGUACCGUGUCGUCCUCGAAUGCAAGCAGCUCGAUGUAAUUAUUAUCGUGUAUCUUGACGUGCAAAUCUAUUACUCGGCUUCUCUCGUUUCGUUACGAAUCUGAUCAUUGUUAACGCGUUAAUCUAUUAUUCUCGGCCAAAUCGUCACGAGAAUAUCUAGAUUAUAAUUAUAUUGUAAAUACUUAUUAUUCUCGUUUCUCUCGCGUGUGAAUUACAACCAACUUUGACUCUUCUCUCGUUCACCAACGUUGUUUUCCGUUUUCUAGGCUGAACGUUGCUCGUUGCGUGUUGUAUCCUGUAAAAUGUUUCACACGUACUGUAAUUAUAUUAUUAUUAUUAUAUUAUUACUAUUAUUAUUAUUAUUAUUAUUAUUAUUAUUAUAGUAUAUCGAGUAGUCUAUCAAAGUACAGUUUUAUUAAGUAAACAUUAACACGUUUAAUCCCGUGAUAUAGGUGUAUGAUAAUUGUUAAUUAUGGAAGAACUGAUUAAGCGGGUCCGUGAUAAAGCGUGGGCCGAAAAGCUCGAGAUAAUUAUUAUUAAUAUUGCGCCUCUGCCCGAAUCGACAUCGAAAUUUAUGUUCGAGUUACACCUCCUCUUUAUCCUUAAUUUUCAUUUUCCGCAGCAAACGCACUCGAUUCCAUCCUUCUUUCGAUGCGAAAGAAGCUUUUGAAAUUGAAAGAGGCGCGUGUUCGUACGUUGAACCGAUUCCCUCGAAUCGAGGAAUCCAAUCCCGAUUUAGAGUUUUCCACGUCUCGUUCGAUUUGAUUCGGGUAAACGUGCGCGAACAGCCUAAAACGAAUCUCAUUUCCCGAGGCACAAGCUAGCACGUUGAUACCUUACAUAUUCAUACAUGCAUACAUACAUACAUACGUAUACAUAGCGUACGUACGUACGUAUCUUAUACGAGAUUUACAAAUCGUAAGGCAUGUAGAGUUUCACAGAGCGUCACAGUGCUUUUUAGCUCGGUAUCGCAUUAACAUUAUCGCUACAAUUACAUUAAUUAAAUCGUAAUCGUGUAUGCGAAUGAACGAACACGUGUCGUACACAGGGGGGUGGUGUUUUGUUUACUCGUUUCGAUCGUUCCCCUGGACUGAACACUGGUUUUUUCGAGGACACCUUCCACCGAAAUCAAGUAGAUAGUAACGGCCGUAUAUGCCAAUAAUCGUAAUCGUGUUAUCUACUUAAUAACCAAUAAUGUUAAUAAUCGCGCGAUGGAAAGAAAAAAAAAAGAAAAAAAUGUAAAAAAUAUGGAUUCGUCUCGCGAAAAAUAUGCACCUGCACGAUACACAAUGGGAUCACUUUAUCGAUUAAUCAUCGAAACGCAAUAUAGAGAAAUGGUCGAAUAAACACGGAUGGAUUGAUGGUUUCAACGCUUAGAAAUAAUCGGUCGAUCAUACUCGACUCGCAUGAUUUAAACACGAUUUUAUUUCGUUCGACAUUGCUUCUAGCGGUCCAUUUGCUUUCGUAGAUUUAAAAAGAAAGAAAGAGAAGAAAAAGAAAAAAAAAAAAUAAUCGCCGUCAAGCCUGUUAGAUUUGUUACACUGUUACACACGGUAUCCGGUGAAAGGCGUGCUCGAACUAAAUACAGAUAAGUUAUCAGUGAUUUGUUUCGCGUUUCUUCGACAACAAGCUCGCUAUUAAAUCGAAUACGAUUCUUCGACAAGCAUACAUUGCAAGUCACUGUCAACAGGACAACAAUCUUGAACGAUGUGUUUUACUCCAAGUCUUCCUACCACGUAAAUUUAAGCGAUAUGAAAUUUUGGCAAGAAUUAUUCUAAAUGUGAAUAAUGAAAAACGUAGGAACUGAAGGGAUAUUAUUAUUCGGAUAUAUUGUAGGGGAUCGUAGCAUUGCUACGUCUUACGAAUUAAGAUUAAAUCAAUCUUACUACUAUCGAA
Apis laboriosa (Himalayan honeybee) is the source of this 6161-nucleotide messenger RNA. RefSeq names its product major facilitator superfamily domain-containing protein 6 (gene jef). Bases 325 to 3153 code for a protein of 942 amino acids. The transcript has 11 exons. Gene Ontology annotation, cellular component: membrane. The record is from RefSeq and is a predicted model, not a curated record. NCBI's taxonomy places the organism in Eukaryota, Metazoa, Arthropoda, Insecta, Hymenoptera, Apidae.